ACAUUUUAAUACAUAUGUGUAGUAUUAUUAUUAGGGGAAAAAAAUUAUUAAAUAUAUUUCUACCUAAUCCUCUAAAGAAAAAGCUCCUAAUAGGAGCUUUUCCAUUUUGAGAGUUUUCAUUCCAAAAUUUCUCUAAAACUAUCUUUUACCAAACACCCCUUUUAGAGUUUCUGACUAGUCAUAACUCUAAAAGUGGUCCAAAUCUCUCUUUUUGCUCCAAAACUCUAAUUGCCAAACACCCCAUAAUCUCUAAAGUUGACAAGAAAAUAUAAAGAAGUCAAUGUUAUGUUUAUAGAAGAAGGGAGGAAGUAGGAAACCUAUCUCACCUAUUGACCUAAACACAUCCUAUUGACCUAAACACAAUCCCUAUUUUUUUUAAGGAAAGUAGGAAACCUAUCUCACCCAAAAAUAAAAACAAUUAAAAAUUCUUCACAAAUGUACAAUUUACAAAGCUAAAACUAACAGAAAAAAAGGUAGAAAAGUGUUUUGGGUCAGAAAAGGAAAGAAUAAAUAUAGACAUUGAACCAUUAUAACAAACCAGAAGAGAGAGCGUUGAGUGACGUUGUAAGUUCAUUUAAUUUCUUCAUCUGUCACCAUUCAUUGCUACUUCUCUCCCUUUAAAUCUCCUCUCCUCUCUUUUUCUUCCUUAUUGUAACCACAUCUCAUUCAGUCAAUUUCUCUCCUCACUUUAUGCUUAUACAUUACACCAAAUAUUUAGACAAAAAAAAAAACAUACAAGAUGGCCCCAAAAUUACUAACAUUAGUGAAGCUCACAUACAUAAAACUAUGUUACCAAUGUGUAGUUAACCACUUCUUCACUAUUAUACUUAUUCCAAUCAUACUUAGCGUCAUAUUCCAACAAAAACCAAGCAAAAUCAUUACCAUUAUUUUCACUACACUUAAACAACUUAAUUCUUAUGAAAUCCUUUUUACUUUUAUGGUCGUCAUCUUGGCGCUCACUUUCUACUACAUGUUACGCCCUCGAUCAGUUUACUUAGUAGAUUACGCUUGUUAUAAACCACCUUCGUUGCUUAGAGUUCCCUUUUCGUCGUUCAUGGAACACUCAAAUCUUAUCGUUCAUAACCAAAAAAGCGUAGAGUUUCAAAUGAAGAUCUUAGAGCGAUCCGGGUUAGGCGAAGAGACAUGUUUACCACCUGCCAUUCAUUACAUCCCACCCGACCCAAGUAUGGCAGCUGCUCGACACGAAUCGGAGGUGAUCAUCUUUAGCUGCCUAGACAAACUGUUUGCUAACACGCGUCUUAAGGCGAAGGACGUCGAUAUUUUGAUCGUAAACUGUAGUUUAUUCUCCCCUACGCCGUCUUUGUCGGCUAUGGUAGUGAAUAAAUACAAGUUAAGGAGUAAUAUAAAGAGCUUUAACUUGUCUGGGAUGGGAUGUAGUGCAGGGCUUAUAUCAGUAGACUUGGCUAAGGAUCUUCUUCAGGCUCAUGCUAACUCUAAUGCAAUAGUAGUUAGCACUGAGAUUCUUACACCCAAUUAUUACCGUGGGAGCGAAAGAGCAAUGCUCCUCCCAAACUGCCUGUUUCGAAUGGGAGGUGCAGCGGUUCUCUUAUCAAACAAGGUGGCGUACAGAAGGCGGUCCAAGUACCGCCUUCUGCACGUAGUAAGGACACAUAAAGGGUCCGAUGAUAAAGCUUUCAAGUGUGUAUCUCAAGCGGAAGAUAAAGAGGGUCAUGUUGGGAUUUCUCUUUCUAAGGAUCUAAUGACUAUUGCUGGUGAAGCACUAAAAACUAACAUUACAACAAUGGGUCCUUUGGUACUUCCAGCAUCUGAACAACUCCUUUUUUUACUCUCCCUCAUUGGAAGAAAGCUCAUUAACGCUAAAUGGAAGGCUUACAUACCCGAUUUUAAGCAGGCGUUCGAGCAUUUUUGCAUCCAUGCUGGUGGAAGGGCGGUUAUAGAUGAGCUACAGAAGAACCUUCAGUUGUGCGCUGAACAUGUGGAAGCUUCUAGAAUGACACUCCAUAGGUUUGGGAAUACUUCAUCAUCGUCGUUGUGGUAUGAGUUGGCUUACAUUGAGGCCAAAGGGAGGAUGAACAAGGGAGAUAGGGUUUGGCAAAUUGCAUUUGGAAGUGGAUUUAAGUGUAACAGUGCAGUUUGGAAGUGCUUAAAAACUGUUAAAACUCCAAUUAAGGAUAGCCCUUGGCUUGAUUGUAUUCAUAAGUAUCCUAUUCAUAUUCCAGAUGUUGUCAAGCUUUAAGCGGAAGAUUCACAAAGUGUUAUUUCAUCUCUCUCUCUCUUUUUUUUUUUUUUCUGCUAGUGAAUUAGUUUAUCUAUCAGUAUGUCUGUCAAGCUUUAAUGAAUAAACUGUAUUUUUGAGGGUUGUUCGAUUCUUA
Beta vulgaris subsp. vulgaris (sugar beet) is the source of this 2354-nucleotide messenger RNA. Its product is annotated as 3-ketoacyl-CoA synthase 6. The record is from RefSeq and is a predicted model, not a curated record. Gene Ontology annotation, cellular component: membrane. The transcript has a single exon. Gene Ontology annotation, biological process: fatty acid biosynthetic process. NCBI's taxonomy places the organism in Eukaryota, Viridiplantae, Streptophyta, Magnoliopsida, Caryophyllales, Amaranthaceae. Gene Ontology annotation, molecular function: acyltransferase activity, transferring groups other than amino-acyl groups. Bases 740 to 2218 code for a protein of 492 amino acids.